CCAUCAAUGCGCCGGCCGCUGUUGCUGUCGCCUCUGCUGGUGUUGCCGAGCCUACUGGGCUUGACUGACGCCAUCAGCCCGACAUUCCCCAAUGGGACCGAGCAAAACAGCAAUGGCACUGACACGGACGCGGACGCUCAAGCAGCCAAGAGCAGAUCUGAGUCUCUCGAUAGCUACUGCUCUGCUCAAUUGAGCAGUUUCAUUGCGACAUAUCAGAGUACCGAGAUUGCUACUAGCAGGUGGACUUGGUACGAAGGAUUUGGACCGACUGAUUCUCUGGGCGAUUUGACUGGCUCUGUCACUUCUCAAACCUAUUGGACCAGUACUUUCUUAUAUACGCAAUAUGCCAUUCGCGCAUACACACCGAAACCACCGUGUUGUAGUUCAUGCUACAUGACAGCAGGGACGAUCGACUUCUACUUCUGGCCAGACCAAGCAACCCCGACUGCACCAGUUCCAGGCCAACCAAGUACGAGUGUCAACGCAGAAGGCUUCACCUUUACAUCACCCAGUGUAUACAUGGCCUUUAGCUCCCUGGUCGCGAGCAACAGAUGCGGCCAAGUAGGAGAUGCUUGGACCAAUACGACGAUAGCUUUCGACGCUUCCGAGAUCACGACUGCACGGCCUGUCACCACUUUGACGCAAUACGAGUCAGACUAUGUAUCCGACGGCUUCACAUAUAGAGAGAUGGGCUCAGCUGUGACAACACAGCCUCCACCAAAAUCCUUGGAUUACAACGAUAUAGGGCAGAAUUGCUCUACAAUCUCUGGUUACGUUUACUGGCCUGACAACCCGAUCAAUGCGGCGAACGCGAUGUACCACGAUGACCCCUGUCACCCUGUCAUAUUGCUACCUCCAAGGUUAAUCAGUAUGCAACAGCCCUGGGUUGAUGCACAAUGUGGACCGGCGCCAGGAAUGAGUGGAGCUUAUGACCCUCCAAGAGUGUUGACACCAAUGCUUACCGGUACCGAACUUGCUAUCCCGACACCGCAAUGGGGCGGUCGCUUUAAUGGAGAUGGGGAUGCUAGCCCAGCGUCCAGCGUUGAGACCGGUGCACCUAGCACAACGACUACAAGACCGGUCACCACUGGUGUGACUGCGGUCUACGAAUCAGCUAAGCCUUCGGCGUCAGCAGAAGGUGCUUCGACCGUCACGAUGACCCCAGAUGCGGUAACGACAGCGGUUGUGAUCUCUGGUCAGCAUGUCGGCCCUGAUUCAGUCACUGGUAUGGCUGGGGCCAUCCUUAGUGGCCUCGGAGGCAUCGGGUCUGGGUCCAAAUCUGCAUCUGGAUCCGAACCUGAAUCUGAAUCUAAUGCUAAAGGAAGCGCAUCCAAGUGGAACCCCACACAGGCUGUUGCCGCAUCUGAUUUCACUGCUUCUGCUGCUAUUGCGCCAUCUGGUAGCUCAAGUGGCAAGAAAGUCUUAAGCAGCAACGGCGAUAGCAAUAGCUCGUCUUCUGGUUCCGGCACAGUCAGUGGCGCUGCGAAUGUUGCUUCGGCGGCUGCUACGCAGAGUGGUGCCGCGUCAGCUGUUGCGUUCACUAACUCAGCCAUCUGGUCGUUCCUUGCACCAAUCUUCCUCUUGUGGAUUUAG
This is a messenger RNA of Aureobasidium musti, 1593 nucleotides long. The record is from the annotation of a GenBank genome assembly. Lineage: Eukaryota; Fungi; Ascomycota; Dothideomycetes; Dothideales; Saccotheciaceae.